Molecule: messenger RNA, 2020 nt
Organism: Dermacentor albipictus
Lineage: Eukaryota; Metazoa; Arthropoda; Arachnida; Ixodida; Ixodidae
Biological process (GO): mitotic cell cycle; intracellular signal transduction
Cellular component (GO): cytoplasm; nucleus
Molecular function (GO): histone H3T3 kinase activity
Source: RefSeq, a predicted model, not a curated record
UAGAGGUGCUGUGCACGCGCCAGCUUGUACAUGCCGUCGAUCGACGCUCCAGUUCGUCGCUAACGCUUGAAACUUACUGCUGGAAUUUCUGCUUCCUGAGAAGAUAAUGUCUUCUGCACCAUGGUUGCAACUUGUGUUGCUGGCAGUCUUGGGCUCCGCUACAGCACCUGCAUUACGGACGGACCAGAUAACGCCAGGGCUCUCAAGCCGUGAUUCGCAUUCCCCGUACAACGUAAGUGAUGGCCUCCCGGCGGACGCAGAACUGGAGCAGCCGGCCAACAAACUCAGCGCUGCCGAAAGUGGCAAAACGAGCGGCCUCUUGAGCCUGCUUCCCAGGAGUCAGCUGCCCAAGUCCAGCAAGGUUGUGCUCAAUGGCGACCACCCUUUGACGGCCGACGACGCUGCCAGCGCCACAGACCAAACUACAGGCAUGCGUGGCCUGGACAUUAUGCGCGAGUUUUUCCACACGUUCCAGGUGCUCAUCUACAUAGCCUGCUCGUUUGCGCUGAUGCUUCUGGUGCUUGCGUUCACGGUGGUCACGGUGUACGGUGGCCGACGCUACUUGAGCUCGGACCGGUCAACGUCAAGCGCUUCGUGGAGGCGAUUUGCCGAAUCGUACCCGCUCAUGGACCGGCGUCCCUUGCUGGUCGACCAGAGCUCAGUGACGCAAAGGUUACUCGACAGCUCCGAUGAUGACGACGAGGAAGAGUAUGUGGCUGUUCACAAAAACGAGGAGGAGGUGGACACCAGCACUGCGCCCCAACGCGAACUCGGUGAACACAGAGCCCGCUCUGUCGGGUACGCCCCAUCUGAGAUCAGCGAGGGGCCGUGGUCGGCGAGAUGGUCGCUACCGGGCGACCCUCCCCAAGUCAUAAUAAAGAGCAAACAAGGUGUCAAGCGGCCCAUCGAGGUGUUCCCGAGCCGACUGCUGGAACUAUGCAACCAGGACGCGCCGCUCACUUUCCUCGCAUUCCUGCCGAACGGGAGUCAGCACCGUUCCAAGUGGAUCGCCCAUGGCCGCCACAGCGAAGUCUUCCAGGUGGCCUCCCUGCUCAGGCGGACCGUGCUCAAAGUGGUUCCCGUCACGGGAGACUUCAACCAGCAGCAGGUUGACACCAUCGCCUCCGCCAUUCAGUGCUGCCUCAAACUGACUACGUUGAAGCAUGGCACCCACUACGGAACUCCAAACUUCAUCGAGGUUGAACGGAUCGCGUGCGUGUUCGACCAGUUCCCGGAGUGGCUUCUGCGCAGCGGCAGCAGGGGCCUCGACUCCUCGAGCGAGUCCCUGGCCGAAAGCCUCGCCUCCCAGAUGGCCGGUACGGGCGGCAGCCCCGACGCCUCCGAUUUGCUCGCGGCCUUCCGCCGAUGGAAGGGCACAAAUCAAUGUUGCAUAACACAGCACUUCAUUGUGUUCGAGCUAAGUUACGCAGGAAAGCCGCUCUCGCGGAUAACGCUUCGCAGCGCGUUACAAGGCCGCAGCCUGAUGCAGCAGGCCGCGUGCUGCGUCGCCGUAGCCGAGUGCGCCCUGGGUUUCCGGCACACGGGCGUGGACGCCGACAAGCUGCUGGUGGCCGUGACCGAUGCCGCCUGCCUCGAGUACCGGCUGCCGGACAGGACGCCCAUCUCGGUCGAGAGCGCUGGUCUGAAGGCGCACUUGGCCGGCUGCCUGUCGUUCGCUGUCGACCCAGAGGGCCAAGACAACGGCGACUCUGCGUUCAAAGAUAACGCAGCAGGCAGCCCUCGUUCAGACUGCAGCGACCGCGACGCUCCCCACUUCUACGGCAACGUGAUGUGGCUGGGCGCGGUCGUGGAUUGCGUGCUGCAGAAGCUGCGCUCGGAAGUGCCGGAGACCCGCGCCCGCGCCGAGCGCGCCGUCCUCGACGAGUUGGUCUCGUGGCAAGCUCGGCUGCAGCAGUGCAACUGCGCGCGAGAGUUCGUCUCCGCAAUGGGCCUCUAAAGGACGCCACGACACUCCACCCUCGUUGGCCGCAUUAAACGCUUCGUGUUUUUGUAUUUUUCA